AUGGCGGCCACCAUGAAGAAGGUGGCUGCAGAAGAUGUUAAUGUUACUUUUGAAGAUCAACAAAAGAUAAACAAAUUUGCACGGAAUACAAGCAGAAUCACAGAGCUAAAGGAAGAAAUAGAUGUAAAAAAGAAACAACUCCAAAAUUUAGAAGAUGCCUGUGAGGACCUCAUGCUUGCAGAAGACGACUGCUUAAUGAUACCUUAUCAAAUUGGUGAUGUUUUUAUUAGCCAUUCUCAAGAAGAAACGCAAGAAAUGUUAGAAGAAGCCAAGAAAAACUUGCAAGAAGAGAUUGAUGCCUUAGAAUCCAGAGUGGAGUCAAUUCAGCGGGUGUUAGCAGAUUUGAAAGUUCAGUUAUAUGCAAAAUUUGGGAGCAACAUAAACCUUGAAGCUGAUGAAAGUUAAACAUUUUAUAAUACUUUUUAAAUUUGUUUAAUAAACUUGAAUAUUGUUUAAAAUGAUAAUUUCCCUUCAAAUGAAAUGGAAAGCAAAACUUUCUUUUUUAAAAUUCUCAUUUAUUUAAUGGAAAUUUGCCUAUUUUCACAUGUCUUGCUUAUUUAUUUUAUAUUUUUGAAAGAAGACAGUAUUCAUCUAUGUAUUUUGCAUAAUGACUAUAUCAGUUGUAGGGGCUUUAUGUCAUGUUAUUAAAACCAGUUAAGCAAUC
This is a messenger RNA of Manis pentadactyla (Chinese pangolin), 664 nucleotides long. RefSeq names its product prefoldin subunit 4. Gene Ontology annotation, biological process: protein folding. Gene Ontology annotation, cellular component: cytoplasm; prefoldin complex. NCBI's taxonomy places the organism in Eukaryota, Metazoa, Chordata, Mammalia, Pholidota, Manidae. The record is from RefSeq and is a predicted model, not a curated record. The transcript has a single exon. The coding region runs from base 1 to 405 and encodes 134 amino acids.